Messenger RNA from Cuscuta campestris, 690 nucleotides. The record is from the annotation of a GenBank genome assembly. Lineage: Eukaryota; Viridiplantae; Streptophyta; Magnoliopsida; Solanales; Convolvulaceae.
AAUUUAAUUCUCUGAACCAUUUGAAAUCUCUUCAACAAUUUAUAAAAUCAAGUUUGAUAAUAUAUUCCGAUGGAUUCUCAGCCGAUGAAGGUCAACAAGGGUGUCGCCGGCAGGAAGGCCGGCGGCCCGAGGAAGAAGUCGGUCACUCGCUCCGUCCGAGCCGGUCUUCAAUUUCCGGUGGGUAGAAUCGGCCGGUACCUGAAGAAAGGUCGCUACGCCCAGCGCGUCGGUACCGGCGCUCCCGUUUACAUGGCCGCCGUUCUCGAAUACCUCGCCGCCGAAGUGUUGGAGUUGGCCGGAAACGCUGCAAGGGACAACAAGAGGAACAGGAUCAUCCCGAGGCACAUUCUGCUUGCGGUGAGGAACGACGAGGAGCUCGGGAAGCUGCUGACCGGCGUGACCAUCGCCCACGGCGGCGUGCUACCAAAUAUAAACCCCGUUUUGCUGCCGAAGAAGAAGGAAUCCGACGUCGCCGGGAAGGAACCCAGUUCAGGGAAAAAGGCGGCCAAGUCUCCGAAGAAGGCCGCCGCUUAGACGAUGUUGAAUAGCUUCGGAUUUAGGGUUAAAGCAGUUUUUAGUCUAUAUAAAUAUGAAUAUUAAUGGCUUCUUCUGUUUAGAUCUGAUGUAAAAGCUUGAUUAUGUAUUAAUGAAGCUUUUUGUUUCUAUAAUGGACGGCUUUAAUUUCGUUUC